Messenger RNA from Rhinopithecus roxellana (golden snub-nosed monkey), 4344 nucleotides. It is a transcript of the gene TCF7L2, whose product is annotated as transcription factor 7 like 2. Gene Ontology annotation, biological process: canonical Wnt signaling pathway; regulation of transcription by RNA polymerase II. Bases 535 to 2175 code for a protein of 546 amino acids. Gene Ontology annotation, molecular function: RNA polymerase II cis-regulatory region sequence-specific DNA binding; DNA-binding transcription factor activity, RNA polymerase II-specific. Gene Ontology annotation, cellular component: beta-catenin-TCF complex; catenin-TCF7L2 complex. The transcript has 17 exons. NCBI's taxonomy places the organism in Eukaryota, Metazoa, Chordata, Mammalia, Primates, Cercopithecidae. The record is from RefSeq and is a predicted model, not a curated record.
GGCAGUGUGUUCCUCUCGCCCUGUCAAUAAUCUCCGCUCCCAGACUACUCCGUUCCUCCGGAUUUCGAUCCCCCUUUUUCUAUCUGUCAAUCAGCGCCGCCUUUGAACUGAAAAGCUCUCAGUCUAACUUCAACUCACUCAAAUCCGAGCGGCACGAGCACCUCCUGUAUCUUCGGCUUCCCCCCCCUUUGCUCUUUAUAUCUGACUUCUUGUUGUUGUUGGUGUUUUUUUUUUUUUACCCCCCUUUUUUAUUUAUUAUUUUUUGCACAUUGAUCGGAUCCUUGGGAACGAGAGAAAAAAAGAAACCCAAACUCACUCGUGCAGAAGAUCUCCCCCCCCUUCCCCUCCCCUCCUCCCUCUUUUCCCCUCCCCAGGAGAAAAAGACCCCCAAGCAGAAAAAAAGUUCACCUUGGACUCGUCUUUUUCUUGCAAUAUUUUUUUGGGGGGACAAAACUUUUUGGGGGUGAUUUUUUUUUUUGGCUUUUCUUCCUCCUUCAUUUUUCUUCCAAAAUUGCUGCUGGUGGGUGAAAAAAAAUGCCGCAGCUGAACGGCGGUGGAGGGGAUGACCUAGGCGCCAACGACGAACUGAUUUCCUUCAAAGACGAGGGCGAACAGGAGGAGAAGAGCUCCGAAAACUCCUCGGCAGAGAGGGAUUUAGCUGAUGUCAAAUCGUCUCUAGUCAAUGAAUCAGAAACGAAUCAAAACAGCUCCUCCGAUUCCGAGGCGGAAAGACGGCCUCCGCCUCGCUCCGAAAGUUUCCGAGAUAAAUCCCGGGAAAGUUUGGAAGAAGCGGCCAAGAGGCAAGAUGGAGGGCUCUUUAAGGGGCCACCGUAUCCCGGCUACCCCUUCAUCAUGAUCCCCGACCUGACGAGCCCCUACCUCCCCAACGGAUCGCUCUCGCCCACCGCCCGAACCCUCCAUUUUCAGUCCGGCAGCACACAUUACUCUGCGUACAAAACGAUUGAACACCAGAUUGCAGUUCAGUAUCUCCAGAUGAAAUGGCCACUGCUUGAUGUCCAGGCAGGGAGCCUGCAGAGUAGACAAGCCCUCAAGGAUGCCCGGUCCCCAUCGCCGGCACACAUUGUCAGCCCCCUCCCUUGCUGCACUCAGGGACAUGACUGUCAGCACUUCUACCCCCCCUCAGACUUCACUGUCAGCACUCAAGUCUUCAGGGACAUGAAAAGGAGCCACUCCUUACAAAAAGUUGGGGAGCCCUGGUGUAUUGAGUCGAACAAAGUGCCAGUGGUGCAGCACCCUCACCAUGUCCACCCCCUCACGCCUCUUAUCACGUACAGCAAUGAACACUUCACGCCGGGAAACCCACCUCCACACUUACCAGCCGACGUAGACCCCAAAACAGGAAUCCCACGGCCUCCGCACCCUCCAGAUAUAUCCCCGUAUUACCCGCUAUCGCCUGGCACCGUAGGACAAAUCCCCCAUCCGCUAGGAUGGUUAGUACCACAGCAAGGUCAACCAGUGUACCCAAUCACAACAGGAGGAUUCAGACACCCCUACCCCACAGCUCUGACUGUCAAUGCUUCCAUGUCCAGCUUUCUGUCUUCUAGGUUCCCUCCCCAUAUGGUCCCACCACAUCAUACGCUACACACGACGGGCAUUCCGCAUCCGGCCAUAGUCACACCAACAGUCAAACAGGAAUCUUCCCAGAGUGACGUCGGCUCACUCCAUAGCUCAAAGCAUCAGGACUCCAAAAAGGAAGAAGAAAAGAAGAAGCCCCACAUAAAGAAACCUCUUAAUGCAUUCAUGUUGUAUAUGAAGGAAAUGAGAGCAAAGGUCGUAGCUGAGUGCACGUUGAAAGAAAGCGCGGCCAUCAACCAGAUCCUUGGGCGGAGGUGGCACGCACUGUCCAGAGAAGAGCAAGCGAAAUACUAUGAGCUGGCCCGGAAGGAGCGACAGCUUCAUAUGCAGCUGUACCCCGGCUGGUCUGCGCGGGAUAACUAUGGAAAGAAGAAGAAGAGGAAAAGGGACAAGCAGCCGGGAGAGACCAAUGAACACAGCGAAUGUUUCCUAAAUCCUUGCCUUUCACUUCCUCCGAUUACAGACCUGAGCGCUCCUAAGAAAUGCCGAGCGCGCUUUGGCCUUGAUCAACAGAAUAACUGGUGCGGCCCUUGCAGAUGCAAAUACUCCAAAGAAGUGUCGGGCACUGUUCGGGCUUGACCGACAGACUUUAUGGUGCAAACCGUGCAGGAGAAAAAAAAAGUGCGUUCGCUACAUACAAGGUGAAGGCAGCUGCCUCAGCCCACCCUCUUCAGAUGGAAGCUUACUAGAUUCGCCUCCCCCCUCCCCCAACCUGCUAGGCUCCCCUCCCCGAGACGCCAAGUCACAGACUGAGCAGACCCAGCCUCUGUCGCUGUCCCUGAAGCCCGACCCCCUGGCCCACCUGUCCAUGAUGCCUCCGCCGCCCGCCCUCCUGCUCACCGAGGCCACCCACAAGGCCUCCACCCUCUGUCCCAACGGGGCCCUGGACCUGCCCCCAACCGCUUUGCAGCCUGCCGCCCCCUCCUCAUCAGUUGCACAGCCGUCAACUUCUUCCUUACAUUCCCACAGCUCCCUGGCCGGGACCCAGCCCCAGCCGCUGUCGCUCGUCACCAAGUCUUUAGAAUAGCUUUAGCGUCGUGAACCCCAGUUGCUUUGUUUAUGGUUUUGUUUCACUUUUCUUUAUUUGGCCCCCUCCCCCCCCCACCUUGAAAGGUUUUGUUUUGUACUCUCUUAAUUUUGUGCCACGUGGCUACAUUAGUUGAUGUUUAUCGAGUUCAUUGGUCAAUAUUUGACCCAUUCUUAUUUCAAUUUCUCCUUUUAAAUAUGUAGAUGAGAGAAGAACCUCAUGAUUCUACCAAAAUUUUUAUCAACAGCUGUUUAAAGUCUUUGUAGCGUUUAAAAAAUAUAUAUAUAUACAUAACUGUUAUGUAGUUCGGAUAGCUUAGUUUUAAAAGACUGAUUAAAAAACAAAAAGAAAAAAAAAGAAGCAAUUUUGAAGCAGCCCUCCAGAAGGAGUUGGUUCUGUAUUAUUUGUAUUAAAUACGAGCUUGCGAACCAAUCAUUUUACAUCUGGUUUUUAAACCGUAAGGGCACCACGAAUGCAGUGCCAUUACUUUUUUGUUUUUUUUUUUUCUGUGUGAAACAACUUUUAUUGUGAUGUUACUUGUUAUUGUUUAAAUGUACAGAAACAAAGGGUAAAAAUGUGUUAAUAUACCUUGUUCCAUGGUGUUGUUCUUUUGGGGGGAGGGGAUGCUACUCAACACUUAAUAGAAUCACAAUGCUGUUGGGCCAGUAGUAUUUAUUGCUUUAGAGAUUGCUUGUCGUACCUGUAUGUCGUCCCUUUUUAAAUAUGUUUUCCUUUUUCUUGAAACUGUAUAAAGUUUUUUUCCCCCUUAGCAUAAGCAUCUUAUAUAUAACAACUCAUUUGUACAAGGUUUUUAAGUUUAUAUAUAAAAUGUGUAUAUAUAUUUUUGUUUCCCUUUUUGACUUUUUUUUUUUUUUUUCUGUAUGAAACCCAGUUGUCACCAAAUGGACAUUAAUAGUUGCAUUAAGGAUCAGUAGCAUUAACAAAAGUUGCUUUAAAAGCCAUUAUGUAAAACAAGACUUGAAAAUGAGUGAGGGAAUUUUAGCGACACUGUCUGAGCAGCAGUGGGAACCAUCUUUUUCCCCUUUGAACUCCCAGUGGGAUGCCCUACCCUGCGCCCUUAGGGCCUGGACUGACCGUGUGCAGAACUUUACGUGCCAAAAUUCUCAGUGAAUUUAGCUUUCUCCCUCUUUUUGAUGCUGUAAUUUUUGUUCAUCAUGUUUUGCUGUGAUGUUACAUAGGUAGAUUUGUAUGUAGUUUUAAUGUCACCUAUAACAAAAUGUGUUUGGUAGCAGAUUGUCCAGAAAGCAUUUUAAAUGAAGAGGUAUAAACCCUUAAGGGCCAAAAUUCUGUAUAUUAGAUUACUCUUACACGAAAAACCAGCUGCCGCUUUUAUGUACACAUAUUACAUACGAGUAGGCAGCAGACUUUAAAACUAAAAAAAACCUAGGCAUGUUGAUGUUGCAGACUGCUGUAUAAAGCUGAAACCUGUUCAUUCAGUGCCAUUGUAGUUGACAUGAAGCGAUUGUAAACCUGUCUCCGAUUUUUCUCUGGUUUAUUAAAAUGCUAACUAUAACAUUUUUUGUGAAUACUUUGAAUGUUUCCUAACAGUUGUGAUGUUACUGUUCCGUUUUAUGCUCUUAUUCCAAGUUCAUUUUUAAUGGUUUGGAAGCCAUUUUUGUAAUGAAUAAAUGUUCAUGCUGUACAGUAUCUGUAGCAUGCCGUUCUGGAUUAAUAAAAGCAACUUAGUCUGUGCAGAUAAA